CGCUUGCCGUCGCGUGUGUCCCCAUUGUGUGUUUGCGGACGCGCUCGUCGCACUGGUAGUUCGCGUCGUGUGCCGUUGGUGACCGUGCGCGUCUAUCGCCGCUCUAUCAUUGUCGUCGAUUGUGUGCGGAUGCGCGCGCGUGCGCGGAUAAGGAAGAGCCCUCGCAGACAGUGCAGUCAUGGCUUCAGCUGCCGCGGCGCUUUGGGCCGCUCUCUGGGCGCCGCUCACGCAGCUCUACCGACGAGGAACGGAAAUAUGGCUGGACCACGGAUUCACGCAUCUGCUUCGCUAUCUACUGGCCGUGGCUGGUUUGACAUACCUGCUAGAAAGGAAGGGUCGACGGUUCGAAUACGUACAGCCACAAAAAUACGAUGACACUGUCAGCAACUGCGCCGUCUGUUCACCAGAUGAAUGGGCCAAGGAAUGUCCACGUCCAAACCGUCAUUUAGAGAAGGCAGAAGACCGGGUCCUCUUCUACGGUGUAAACUCGGAAGGCUACCGCCUGGCAGUCAGUGUGUCGCGCUUUCACGAUCACAUGGCCGAGCUGUGGCUUGCCCUCUACGCCUCGGACGGUGCUCGUUACACGCUACCACUCACGCUUACGCUUGACCGGAGCACAGGGAGCAGCUUCUCUGCAGCUGGCCUCCGCCUGCAGUGCUUGGCUCCCAACCGCCGUUGGCGCGUGGCCUUUAACGGCCUGCUCAGGAAGCAAUCUACCGCUGAAGAUGCGCGAUCGGAGGAAACAGAAGUACACGUCAAGUUCGGCUUCAUCUGGUCGACAGUGUCGCAUACGCUGGAGCAGCCGGCUGAAUUGUCGCCAGCGCUGCUGGCAGACAGCCUGGCGGAAAUGCCUACCUUGAACAUGCUGCGUGACAUCAACAAGUUGGCUGCUGAAAUGGACCAGUACGAUCAGGCUGGUAUGAUGGCUGGUGAACUGACCAUUGCAGACCAGACGAGAGAAGUCUUCUUGUGGGGUUGCAAAGUGAGAACACGAGGUACUGUCCUCGAUGGCCCAUACGAGGAAGAUCACCAUUUUGGAUUUCUCGAGGACGGCGACACGUACCAUUUGGCUCACUCCAACGCCUAUGGAGGAAGAAAAGGACUCCUGUACGGGUCUAUUUAUUCACCCUCAGCAUUAAUGCACCCCAUCGACCACGGAGUUGUGAAGAACAAAGGUGGUCCAGAUGAAGGAAACGGUCAAGUGUUUAUACGAAGUGAUAGUGGUGUCUUUCGCAUCAACAUGAAAAGCGUGGCACCAAGCAUGACGUUCCGAAACGAAGAUUGUUCGUCUCAAGUUAACGUAGCAGCGAUUGAUCUGAAAUGUGAAGAACAGAACGGAUCUGGAUUCCAGAUUUCUGUAAAAAGGCGGGAAAAAACACCCCACCGCAUCGAUGACCAUUUCAAACACAAGUUAAUUGAUGAGCGUGCCAUGAAAAAGGUGGCGCCCCUUGUGUCCGACAUCCAAGACCAAUGCAGCAAGGUUUCUGACCUGACUGGAGGCAAGGGGUCCUCCCUGGCCAUACUACACUCGAUCUCUACUCAACUGAAUACGUUUACAGUUCCUCGUGGAUUUGUCGUGACAACGGAGUCUUACAGGCGUUUUGCCUCAAGCGGAGAGUUUCGAAAUCUAGUCAGGAAAAUUGAGGAUUCGAGAAAAAGAAACGACAAGCAAAUGGAUCUAAAAGAAGCUUGCAACAGUGUGGUUGCUGGAAUAGAGAAGCUCGAAGUACCUGCAGAAAUCGCCGAAGAGAUUUCGCGACGCGUUUCAAAAUUUAAUGCAGACACGAGGUUCGCCGUCAGAUCGUCAGCACUAGGAGAAGAUUCUGAAGACAUGUCAGCAGCGGGUCAGAUGACAACAUUGCUUGGCCUACGGGGCCAAGAAAAGGUAAUCAGUGGUGUGGUGAAGUGCUGGGCGUCACAGUUCAGUUUCACAAACGUAAACUAUAAGAGGCAAUAUGGACAGCCUUUGAACGUACCGAUGGCAGUAGUUGUGCAAGAGUUGGUCGAUGCAAACGCUGCCGGAGUCAUGUUCACCUGCGAUGCGCUCACUGGUAGCCCAGCGCAAAUCACCGUUACAGCUAACUACGGCCUUGGAGAGUCGGUGGUCUCGGCAACAGCGGAGCCCGACACUUUUGUCCUCAAAAGGGCAGGUGUAAGCAGGCCGGUGGUUAUGUCAACACAAUUGGGCCACAAGUCGGUCUACACGACAUCCUCCGACAGUGACGGCGUAGUUACGGCGCCGGUGAGCGAGGAAAAGGCUCGCAGGGCGUGCAUAUCAAAAGAAGAGGUUGAGACUUUGGCUUUUAUUGGCACACAGAUUGAGAAAACUUACACUACACCUCAAGACAUCGAGUGGGCGAUCAGCAAUGGGCGUUUCUUUAUGCUACAGUGUCGGCCGGUGACAACGUUCUUCAGGGAGUCAGACUGCGAGAUGAUUCACGAAUUCGACAAUGGCCUUAAGUGCGAGAAGGAAGUGCUCUGCAAGGCAAACAUGGCAGAAGUGCUUCCCGGAGCUACGUCUCCACUGAGUUUCUCCUUUAUUCGUGUUGGCAUCGAAUCGUACUGCAAGGACAUGUGUGUUCGUUUGGUGCGAGCCUAUGAUCCCGACCCCACGCAGUACCUGUCCUUGUGGAUGCCUUUGCAGCGCUACAACUAUUUCAUGUGGCUCUCUGACGGACAAAGGAAAACCGGUCCAGGGUCCAACCUUCUCGACCGGUCACUAAUGUACAGUAUCAUGGGGCGGGACGUUACCGCCGAAGUGGAAGCUGGUGUAAAGAGAGUGAGGCAGCAGAAAAAAACAAAGCUACCGGGACAGAUAUUCUUCACCAUAAAGCUGAUGCUUUUUGGUGCUCAAGGUUUGGAUAAGGCUGCCUCCGCAGCUGCUGAACUGAAGUUGUCAGCCGAGGGAAUGAUCAGUGCGGAGCAGCUAUACAAUUACAUCGGUUGCAACUUGCAUCACAUGCGAGAGCCCGCCACGCUCUUAGUAAAGGCAUUUGCAGCAUCAUCAAUGUACAACCUUAUUAUUCUACAGGUACUAGCCACUGCCAGUGGAGAACUGAACAACGAAGUCUUCAGCGAGCUGUCAAAGAUUCUUCUAGGGGGAGAUGUCGAAAGUGCUGGUGUUCCUCGAAUGAUACAGGAACUAGGCUCCUUGCUGAGAGACUCCCCGGACAAGGAACGAUUCCUCAACAUGAGCACCGAGGAAGCAUCGGAGUGGUUGUCAAGUGCUGAGAACACGUGCGGUGAGAAGUUUCGUGAGUUCAUCAAGAAGCACGGCCAUCGAGCAGUAAAGGAGUUUGAUGUGUACACAAAACCAUGGGCAAUGGAUCCGUCGUCACUGGUCAAAUCAUUGAAGGCUGCCGCAAAUGCUCCCCAGACUGGAAACAAAAAAGAGCUGCCUCCGUGGGAUGCCUGCAAAUGCGCAUUCCGGCUAUCCGCUUUACAAAGGCUCAUUUUGAAGCUGGUCGUACCAAGAGCACGAAGUGCUGUUGCAGCACGGGAGACCGGGAAGUCUGCAAUGGUUCGCGUCAUCCACCAGCUGCGACUGAUGUGCCACGAGUUGGCGCACCGCAUGCUGCUUGAGGGCAGGCUCCCUUCGCCGGAGCUGCUCUUCUUCCUGAGCUACGAAGAGAUAGGCAUCUUGCUCCGCACAAGGGCCCCAGAGCUUGUUUUGAAAGCUCAGCGCCGACAGAAAAUUUACGAACAGUUGGAUAAGGACAAGUAUCCAACAAUUCUAAUUGGAGUGCCGAAGCCCAUCGAAAUAAUCAGGAAACGCGUUGAAGGAGACUUCGAAAUCAGAGGAAACCCGAUGUCUCAAGGUAUCGCCGAGGGCAAAGCUCGAGUGGUGCCUACGUUCGAAGAAGCCCAUUUAAUAGAGAAGGGUGACAUACUGAUCACAACAGCGACGGACACCGGUUGGACACCGUACUUUCCUCUGCUCGCUGGAGUCGUGACGGAAAUAGGAGGCCCACUGUCACAUGGUGCUGUCGUGGCGCGCGAGUACGGUCUACCGUGUGUCGUUGGUAUCGAGGGUGUCACCACGAUGCUCACGUCCGGCGAUUACGUGCAGCUCGACGGCAACACUGGUGUUCUCCGAAGAAUCGCGGCUCCGGUUGCUGGCGAAGACUGAAAGACAUCUUUGCAGGAUCCAUCUCGCCUAUAAAAAAUGCAUAACCUAACUGAUCACCCGCGAAAUGUAUUUUAACAUAUUUUAAUGAAAUUUAAAAUGAAAAAUCUAAAUGUAAAAUGUAGAAUGAAAGAAACUGUAAAUCGUCAGAGGUGCAACAGAAAGCGUUUGUACAGGACACUUUGUUCUGAAUGCAUUUGCAUUGCCUUGUAAUCACCAAACACUGUUCUACAUUAGGAAAAAUAUCAGAAGAACAUGCUUACUUUUACUUCUGCCCAUGGAGUGUAAAUUUGUACAAAAUAGUAUGCAACGGUAUUUAAGUUAAUGCUUAAUUAAUAUAGUAAGUAUUGUGUAAUUGGUUUUCUGAACCACCCACAACUGAGCCUUAGGUCCAACAUAUCCAAAACGCGAUUAUGGGCUAUGAGGUAAGUUAUCCUUGGUUAAAUAAGAAUUUUGAGGUAUCAAACUCAGCGCAGCCCUAGUCAUACGUUUGGCAAUACGGGAAUAAACUAAAAUCGGAACUGGGAAUAAGAAAUAAAAGAACCUUAGGUUCCAUGACGACGAAGAACAAUAUCAUGACAUAUCUCUGCUUGUCGGUAAGCACAUGGCUUAGUUCGAAAGACCUGGGCUCGAGCUGAACACAAGUGCCAUAUUUGCCCCUGUGGUCACCAAGUCACCGUUUGUAUUGGUUAUUACAGUGCACGCGACCGGAGCGAAUUUUACACAAGACGUUAGGACUGGCUGGCCUUCCUUGCAAAAAGUUGAUUUCCGCUCGACGGUGAAAAGCAACUGCCGGUUCUUUGAUUUCUUUGCAUGAUUUUUGCUGCACCUGCCUUUCGUCUGAGCUCAUUUUUGAGUGCUGUAGAAAAGUGUGCAGUAUGCACACAGCACGUGCCUUUAGACAGCCCACAGUUGUGCCUCAGGGUGCAAUGUACGUAAUUCGCGUUGCGGUAAAGAAAUGUCAAGCAUAGUGCGGAAGAGCGCGCAAGGGGGAGUGAGGUUAUUAUAGGAUGUCCACGUGCUUGAACACUUUAAUACCAAGUAGGUAGCGUGUUAUAUCCUGGAAGAAGCAUUGAAAUGCUUUAUUAUUAUUUUUUUACAAGCUGCCUGAUUACGCGGCUCUGCAAUUUUGUUUCCUUGAUGGGGCUCUUUUAUUGCUGCGAAUAAAAUAUUAUGGCUAAUGA
This is a messenger RNA of Dermacentor andersoni, 5310 nucleotides long. Its product is annotated as rifampicin phosphotransferase-like. Lineage: Eukaryota; Metazoa; Arthropoda; Arachnida; Ixodida; Ixodidae. Gene Ontology annotation, molecular function: kinase activity; ATP binding. Gene Ontology annotation, biological process: phosphorylation. The record is from RefSeq and is a predicted model, not a curated record.